AUGACGGAGGUGCAUUUCAAGUACCAUGGGAAUCUCACUGGGCGGGCCCAUUUCCCCACCCUGGCAACAGAGGUUGACACUACUUCAGAGAAGUAUUCCAGCCUGUAUAUGUAUGUGGGCUUAUUCCUGAGCCUCCUGGCCAUUCUCCUCAUCCUGCUCUUCACAAUGCUCCUUCGGCUCAAACAUGUCAUCUCACCCAUCACCUCCGAGAGCACAGAAAGUGUUCCUCAAUUUACAGACGUAGAGAUGCAGAGUCGAAUCCCCACUCCUUAAAGUCAGGAAGAAAGUGAGCUUUAAUGGAUCUCAGUGAACCCUUG
Molecule: messenger RNA, 317 nt
Organism: Delphinapterus leucas (beluga whale)
Lineage: Eukaryota; Metazoa; Chordata; Mammalia; Artiodactyla; Monodontidae
Gene: SERTM2
Product: serine rich and transmembrane domain containing 2
Cellular component (GO): intracellular membrane-bounded organelle
Source: RefSeq, a predicted model, not a curated record